Molecule: messenger RNA, 4896 nt
Organism: Anolis sagrei ordinatus
Lineage: Eukaryota; Metazoa; Chordata; Lepidosauria; Squamata; Anolidae
Gene: PLIN2
Product: perilipin 2
Biological process (GO): lipid storage; positive regulation of triglyceride storage
Cellular component (GO): lipid droplet; cytosol
Source: RefSeq, a predicted model, not a curated record
AUCUCGCGCCGAGGGGGCCGCCGGGCUGCAUAAAUUGCCGGGGAGGCCGGGGCGCGAGGCAGCAGUCGGGCGCGUGGUUGCGCAGGCGCAGUACUUCCUAGGCACCCACCCUGUCUUUCCCAAGAGUCCAAAACGUUCAAGACUACAACAUGGCGGUAGUGUCAACCAACGCACAGCAGAAUGUGGUCUCCCGGGUAGCCAGCCUUCCCCUGGUGAGCUCCACCUACGAUAUGGUUUCCUCGGCUUAUGUCAGCACAAAAGAUAACCAUCCCUACCUGAAAUCUGUAUGUGAGAUAGCAGAAAAAGGAGUGAAGACCAUCACUGCGGUGGCCGUGACCAGUGCUCUGCCUAUCAUCCAAAAGCUGGAGCCUCAAAUUGCUGUUGCCAACAGCUAUGCUUGUAUAGGACUGGACAAAGUGGAAGAGAGGUUGCCCAUUCUGUAUCAACCAACUGAUAAGGUUGUUGCUAAUGCAGUGGAUGCGGUUGUUGGAGCAAGGGAUGCUGUAACAAUCACUGUGACUGGUGCCAAGGAUACUGUUGCACAAAGAAUUAAUGGAGUUGUUGACCUGACCAAAGGAGCUGUUCAGGACAGUGUGGAGCUGACUAAGUCAGUUGCUAUUGGUAGCAUCAACACUGUCCUGGGCAGCCGGGUGGUGCGCCUUGUGACCAACGGAGUGGAUACUGCACUCAGUCGAUCAGAAACUCUUGUAGACCAGUUCCUCCCACUUACAGAAGAAGAGCUGGAGAAAGAAGCUACAAAGAUGGAAGGAUUUGAAGUUGAUGUUCAGAAGCCAAGUUACUAUGUUCGACUAGGAUCUUUAUCUUCAAAGGUCCGAUCACGUGCCUACCAACAGGCCUUAAGCAAGGUUAGAGAUGCAAAGAUCAAAAGCCAAGAGACAAUUUCUCAACUUAAUUCCACAGUUAAUCUGAUCGAAUAUGCCAGAAAGAAUAUGAAUAGUGCCAACCAGAAACUCCAAGAUGCCCAUCAAAAGCUAUACAAUUCCUGGGUAGAAUGGAGAAAAAGCACAAGCCAAAAUGAUGAGGAUGACUUGAAAAGUGCUGAGCACAUUGAAUCACGCACGCUGACGAUCGCACGGAAUCUGACUCAGCAGCUUCAAACCACCUGCCUCACCCUGGUGUCAAGUAUACAGGGUUUACCACAAAAUAUCCAGGACCAGGUUCACCACGUCGGGGAAAUGGCAGGAGAAGUCUACCGAAGCUUCCGGUCGGCAUCUUCCUUCCGUGAAGUGUCUGACAAUCUCAUUACCACCAGUAAAGGGCAACUGAAGAAAAUGAAGGAAUCACUGGAUGAUGUGAUGGAUUACCUUGUAAACAACACGCCCCUCAACUGGCUGGUUCCGGACUUCACCAUCACAGACUUGUCUUCCGAAUCUGACGAGAUACCAGACAUCUUGGCUUUGGACGAGGAAGGGCAGCCCGACUAUUCACGCACAAACGGCCCAGUCAUCACAGGACAAAGGGCUGAAUAGACCCCAUGCACAAAACAGACUAUUCUUUCAGUAUAUACUCUUUUCAUGCAACACUUUCUAACUUACCUGCCUGCUUUUUGGAAUGAAAUUGUUUAGCUCUUGUUGUUUGUAUCACUGUUGUUUCAUUUAGACAAUCAUUUUUUUUAUUUUUCAUUAUGAUGAUUUAACACUGAUUUAACAUUUUAGCAGGGAUUAAAUAUCAUUUUGUCCUCUGGAAAACUUGUUCAUAAUUGAAACCAGAGCAGUUUUUGGUCUCAAAUAUCCAUUUUAGCCUAUUUCAUAAUUUGUCCUAGCAAUGCAAAUUGUUGUUCAAAGAUGAAAGCCUAUCUAUAGGAAUGGCUGUCCCAUGUUUCCUUCUUCAGAUCACCUGUAGACCUUGCUCUUGUCGGGGUGUGGGAGAAAGAAGUUAACACCUUAUGUUUCUUAUCUGUUUUGGUUUCCAUUGUCAUGCUUUUAAAAGAAGUCUACUUUGGGUUCCAAUGCAAUGGAAGGACAUGGCACUAUUCUAUUUUGUGACUUUGGCUCCAUCUAUACUGACCAGUUAAUGCAGCCACAUACUAACUAGAAACUGCAGCAGCUAUAAAAUGCAUACCAUUAAUGCAUGUUGCAACAUGGAUUGAAGCAUAUAAAGGUAAAAGGUAAAGAUUUCCCUUUGACAUUAAGUCUAAUCGUAUCCAACACUGGGGGGUGGUGCUCAGCCGAAGAACCAGCAUUGUCCUAAGGUCAUGUGGCCAGCAUGACUGCAUGGAGCGCCUUUACCUUCCCGCUGAAGCGAUACCUGUUCAUCUACUCACAUUUGCAUGUUUUCGAACUGCUAGAUUGGCAGAAGCUGGGGCUAACAGUGGGAGUUCACCCUGCUCCCCGUUCGGUCAGCAACUUCAGCAGCUCAUUGGGGGCUCAUUAAAUGAUAACCUACGCAUUAAAGAAAGUCAACAGAAAGUCCAAGUUAAACCUUUUAAUGUGUUGUAGGAGAUCCCAGGUUGAAAUCAACUCUGCAGAAUGUGGAGCACAUUGUAGACAUCAGUCUUUGCUGAAGUGUUUUGUAGAAUUUGCAAUGAGGUAGUUGCCAAAAAUGCCCCAAGGACAUAGCUGACUAGCAAGGGGCUAAUUGACACCCUGGGAGAGGAAAUUGAUUAUCUCCGCUCUUGUGAUUUCCACUCUCUUUCUACCUCUUAUGCCUCCUAAGCACUGCUGUGCAUCUCUCCUAGAAAUGGGGGAAAUAAACCUUCCAAACUGGUUUCAAGCUGCAGUAAAUGAUCAGUGUAGAAGGGCCUUAAAUCUGAUGUUACAGCAAAGCACAAGAUAGGUCUAUUAGUAAAAUAAUAAACUUCAAUUUAGACUUCAAACUAUAUGUUACUAUCAUUCAGGGGUACACAACCAAUUGCUACUGGCCUUUUCCUGGACAAUCCUGAAAGCCAACAGGUCCUCACCACUGUUUUUUUCACACCUAAGCCAAACAUUCAGGCUACAUGGAAGAAAAUGUUACUCCUUGGCUUUCAGAAUUGCUCUUUUCCUGCCAUGAAUAGGGAAAGAGAACUCUUACAUGGAUCACCCUGAUGGACAGGAGAGGCUUUCAUGUCCUCACGCACAACCUUAGAUUUCUGCAAGCAGGCAAGGAUCUUUGCAAGCAGGCAAAGAGGGUUUAAACCUCCUCAUCACUUCAUUCUGGGAUUAGUACGUGUCUAGACUUUCAAAUCCAGCUUACAAUUGACACUUCCCUGUAGCCUAGAAGGGUUUGCCAUAAUUCUUCAUUCAGUUAUGUCUUAAAAGGGAAGUUCUUCUUUAUGUAACAACUCCCUGUGAUAGAAAUAAGUAUGCUAAGGAGGUUUGAUCUGAAUUGUUCUUUUACCUGUUGAUCGGGAGGAAGGGCAUGAAAUCAUGGGAAAUUCUACUAGGAGUUAAAAUAUUCCAAUCCAAUAACAGCUUUACGAUCUCAUGUAUAUAUUCAUGUAUAAAUCUGGACAUUUUUGUCAAAAAAUCAAGCCCUGUCCCCAAAUGAAUCUAUCUAGUAUUGUACUUUUACUCUUAUCAAAGAAGGAACUACUGACUUCUCAGGGUAGAGGGGUUUUUUAUUUAUCGUGUCAGAAGCAAAUUGAGAAUGUGUAGAAAAACCACAAACAAAGUUAAAAAUUUGGCACUAUCCUUUGAAGCUGGCCACUUGGAGUGCCUCUGGGGUUGCUGUAAGAAGCUCCGCCAUUGUGCAUGUGGCAGGGCUCAGGCAGCAUUGUAGUAAAUGGUUUGUGGUUAGUUGUUCUCCACAUUCACAUGUCGUGGACUCCACUUUGUAGCUCCAUUUCUUAAGGUUGGCUCUGCAUCUUGUGGUGCCAGAGCGGAGUAUGUUCAGCACCUUCCAGUUCACCCAGUCUUCUGUGUGUCCUGGAUGGAGUUUCUCAUCUGGUAUCAGCCACUGAUUGAGGUUCUGGGUUUUUACUUGCCACAUUUGGACUCUCACUUGCUGAGUUAUUUCUGGGAGUAUUCCUGUAAAUUUUAGGAAGCUAUUUCUUAACUUAAGGCAUUGACUUGCUGGCUAAUAUCCAAACAAAGGAUGGGCCGGAGAUGUCAAUGGCUUAGUCCUUUCAUUGCUGGCUGCUACUUCCCAGCGGAGUUGAGGGGUAAAAGGCAAGAGCUUAAGUUCGUUUUCGGAGAACCUCAAAAGAAUACAGACUCCCUUUAAUUUCACCAAAAUGGGGCCAUUUCUGGCCUUUUUGAAUGCCUGGACAUGGAAAUGGUGGUGGUGGCCAAGGGUAGCUGGCCAUCUGAGCCAGCAUUGAUUAUUUCCCCCUCAAUGAAAUGACCCUCCAUUUAUUCACUGUUCAUAUCAUUUGGCCCCGAAACCUUGACUUAUACAUGAGAUCAACUUAUACAUGAGUAUAUACAGUAAGUGUAAGGUUUGUGAAAUAAUGUGAAAAUGCAAAGUCUAGUGCAGGCUUGUAAAAGGAUGGAAAAAUAUUUUCACACAACAAGAACAGAUGUAAUGACAUGCAAGAGAAGCUGGGAAAGUAAUAUGAAUGUGAAUGAGAAACCUUCUCUGAUGCUAUAUAUCUCCUUAGUCUACAUUUGUUUCAAGAGUUAUGUAUCAUUGAUCUAAUUUGCCAACUAAUCUCUUAUUUCUUUGUACAACUAUAAAGAAAAAACCAAUUCGACUUACCUAGCUGAAUGCUAACAUCAAAUGUUGCAUCCUGUUGAAGAUGUCACAUCAAAGUUAUUAACAGUUUUAUUGUUAUGAGGACGUGAGAGUAUUCUCUGGUGCUAAUUUAAUAGAGUAGGUUCACAAAUCUGGACUAAGGAAUCUUUCUAGCAUGAACUGGACAUCUCUACUCUUAAAUAAUGUCAGAUGUAAUCUUGCUAUUUCUAAGGACUAGUCACUGAAAUGCCUUGCAAAUAAAGUCUGAGCUAUAUAAUUUAA